UCCGUGGAAGACCCACACAGUCUCACACACACUUCUGCUGCAAUUUUUCAUCAAAAACCCCCAGAAAAAGAAGUAGAAUUGGAGAAUACUUCUAAGCUUUGCAAGAGAGAAUUGCAAUGAAUAAAGGAGCUUUGGCCCCUAAGCUCAAACUCUCUCUCCCUCCUCCUGAUGAAGUUGCUCUAUCCAAAUUCCUGACACAAUCAGGAACAUUCAAGGAUGGAGAUCUGCUGGUGAACAAAGAUGGAAUUCGGAUUAUUUCAGAUAAACAUGUUGAAACUUCUACAGUUAUAAAGCCAACCGAUAAUCAGUUAAGCCUAGCAGACUUUGAAUAUGUUAAAGUUAUUGGAAAGGGAAAUGGCGGUGUUGUGCGGCUUGUUCAACAUAAGUGGACAGCCCAAUUUUUCGCUCUCAAGGUUAUUCAAAUGAAUAUUGAAGAGUCUAUUCGCAGGCAUAUAGCACAGGAACUGAGAAUUAACCAAUCAUCGCAAUGCCCUUAUGUUGUAAUAUGUUACGAAGCGUUUUUUGAUAACGGUGCCAUCUCCAUAAUCUUGGAGUACAUGGAUGGCGGGUCUCUUCAGGAUUUCUUGAAAAUAGUCAAAAGAAUUCCGGAACCAUAUCUUGCUGCUAUCUGCAAGCAGGUACUCAAGGGCUUGUGGUAUCUCCAUCAUGAAAAACAUAUCAUUCACAGAGACUUGAAGCCUUCGAAUUUGCUAAUAAAUCAUAGAGGUGAUGUCAAGAUAACUGAUUUCGGUGUUAGUGUAGUACUAGCAAGCACAUCUGGAGCUGCCAAUACCUUUGUUGGCACCUACAAUUAUAUGUCUCCAGAGAGAAUCGAAGGAGGCAGCCACGGGUAUAGAAGUGAUAUCUGGAGCUUGGGUUUAGUUCUGCUCGAGUGUGCAACGGGUGAUUUCCCAUAUACCCCACCACGACCGGAGGAAGGAUGGGAUAAUGUUUACGAGCUUAUGGAAACCAUAGUUGAUCAACCAGAGCCUUGCGCACCUCCAGAUCAAUUCUCUCCGGAGUUCUGUUCUUUCAUCUCUAAAUGUGUGCAGAAGGACCCAAAAAAGAGACUGUCAGCAAAUGAAUUAAUGAGGCACCCAUUCAUCAGUAUGUACGAUCACCUGGAUAUUGAUCUUGCAUCUUACUUUACCGCUGUAAGGCCUCCACCUGCAACAUUUUGAGUUAUACUUAUACCCGGUUCUAUUCAACCUUUAACGUGAAUCUCCAUGUUCUCCUAAGCAAUGCUCUUCUCCUACUGCAACUAGAGCCUUGCGUACUAGUAGUUUGAAACAGGCUGUUUCAGAAGCCUUGUGUGGAUCUAACAGUGAUCAAGAUCACCGUGCAUUUCAGUCCUCAAUCACCGACUCACCUACCAUGGGAGACAUAAGAACAUACUUCUGUUAAGAUAUGUGCAUUCCAUGAUUGAAAAAUGUAGACUGCAAAAUUGAAAUAAAAAUUCUUAGUUCCAACAGUCCAAAUGCAAGCUAAUAAGAAUUCUUAAAGGCAUGGGAAAUGUGAUAGUUUCAUGAACAUGCAGCUUUCAUUUACACCAUGGUCACUAUGCUGUUUUCUGUAUCAUAUGAUUGGUAAAUAAGAGAGCAAUAGAUGCAGAGUAAUUUUU
Molecule: messenger RNA, 1621 nt
Organism: Ipomoea nil (Japanese morning glory)
Lineage: Eukaryota; Viridiplantae; Streptophyta; Magnoliopsida; Solanales; Convolvulaceae
Product: mitogen-activated protein kinase kinase 2-like
Exons: 9
Coding region: 117-1181 (354 amino acids)
Biological process (GO): protein phosphorylation
Cellular component (GO): cytoplasm
Molecular function (GO): ATP binding; protein serine/threonine kinase activity
Source: RefSeq, a predicted model, not a curated record